AUGUCAACUUCUACAAAUUCAAAUAAUGAAAAACAACCUACCAUACUCUUGUGCAUAGGUAUGGCAGGCUCUGGCAAAACAACUUUAAUGCAGAGAUUAAAUGCGUAUCUUCACAGUAUCAAGAAAUCACCUUAUAUAAUUAAUCUUGAUCCAGCGGUCACUCAACUUCCAUUUGCCGCAAAUAUAGACAUUAGAGAUACUGUAAAUUAUAAAGAAGUUAUGAAACAAUACAAUUUAGGACCUAAUGGUGGAAUUUUAACAAGUUUAAAUUUAUUUACAACAAAAUUUGAUCAAGUUUUGGAUCUUAUAUCAAAACAUACACCUGGUCAAAUUGAAAUAUUUACAUGGUCAGCUUCCGGAGCCAUUAUCACUGAUGCUUUAGCUGCAUCCUACCCAUGUGUAAUCGCGUAUAUUAUAGAUACGCCUAGAACAACAAGUCCUGCAACAUUUAUGAGUAAUAUCAUUUUAUAUAAAACUAAAUUGCCAUUUAUACUGGUUUUCAAUAAGACAGAUGUCAUCUCUCAUCAAUUUGCUAUUGAUUGGAUGACUGAUUUUGAAUCUUUUCAAGAAGCUCUUCAAAAAGAUACCAGUUAUAUGACUAGCCUUAUGAAUUCCAUGUGUUUGGUAUUAGAAGAAUUUUAUAAACAUUUAAGGGUAAUUGGUGUAUCAGCAAUGUCGGGAUCUGGUAUGGAUAAAUUUUUUGAAGCUGUAGGAGAAGCUGUCAAAGAAUAUGAAGAUGUAUAUAGACCAGAAUUGGAGAGAUUAAUAAAAGAAAAGUCACAACGACAAGAAGCUAAAAAACAAGCGCAACUCACUAAAUUAAUGAGGGAUAUGAAUAUGUCUGAUACUUCGAAAACAAUAGAUCCUGAUUAUAAAGCAAUGAAAUCACAUCAAGAUAAACUCGAGGAUGAAAGUUUUGCUAGAUGGAUAAAGAAAACUAAAGAAGGUGGGGGAUUUAGAAAAAGAUACAAGGGUAGCUCAGAUAUAGAGGAUGAGGAUGAGAUAUUUGGUGGUAUUGAUGAAUUGGUCAUAAUAAUAAUGUGUGCUGCUGGUUUAGCAAUGGCCUUUGCUGGUUUUUUAUUACUACCAUUCACAAUGAUAGCAACUGCAUUAUUACAUGAUGAAAUUCACUCGGAAAAUUAUUAUUUAAGUUGGCUGGAUAGUAAUUUAUUGGUUACUUUGUGGAAUUACACGUUUAUGGGAUGUAAUUUUGCUUUGUUUGUGUUAUUACCUUUUGCCUUUUUCUACAAUGAAACAGAUCAACUUAAAACUUUUUGGGUGAAAGCUCAAGAAACGGCCACGAUUAUGUUACUGGUUGGUGUGCUGAUGUACAUUUUUAUAUACAUGUCAAGAUUGAUUUUAGGAAUAGAAAAUAUCGAUUUUUGGGUUAUAUUGAAUUUGUUGACUUGUAUGGGCGGUGCAUGGAUCUGUUUGAAGGCGACACCGAUCGGUUACAUACAAAUAUUUUCCUGCAUCAGUGAACUUCCAUUGAGACCUAAUUAUCGUAAUCAAUUAAAAGAUUCCUUGAUAGAAAAUGAAAUGGAAACUAGUGUUUUGUUACAACAUUUGGAAAAUGUGGAACGUGGAUGGAAAUCACCUGUUUAUGCUGCUAAUCUAAAAUCUCGUUCUCAAGCUCUAAUGACGGCAACAUCGCCAUCAACAUCUGAAUCAAACUACAACAAUGAUUCAUUACAAUGUUGUUCCUCUUCUGAACAGUUAUAUUCUACAAUUAAUAAUGGAAUUAUUAAUGGCAGUGUUGAUGUCGAUUCUGGUACUGAUGAUCAUAAUAUUAAGAAUGUUUUAGUGAAUAAUGAAGGAAUUCUUAACAGUCUUAAAAUUCUUGAAAAUCAAAGAUCAAGGUUACAACGUGAUCUAUCAAAAUCACCUUUAUAUCGUAAUAUAGCAUUUUUUAUAUUAUUUGUAAUCAGUCAUUCAAUAUGGUUUUUAUUGCUUGGUCACAUAUUAUGGUCAUUUAUUAAAAGUUUAUUGGUGGAUGAUGAACAAAAAGAGUUACAUAAAUUGGAAUCAGUAUUUGGUAAACAAACAAUGUCAAUAUUUGGUAAAUUUGAUACAGUUAGUGAUAUAGCAUUGAUAUUUUAUUUCACAAGUGCAACCAUAAUUGGAGUUUAUUCCAUUCAACCAUUUAAAAGAAUACGUCCAAGAUUUGGCAUUAGUAGUAAUAGUCAUAGCAGAAUGGGCUUGCAACAUAUUAUAGCUAACGUUACGGUUUUAUUGGUGAUUAGCAGCAGUUGGCCCGCUUUAGUUAGAGUUUUGGGAUUGAUAAGACUGGAUUCGGCUGGACCUUAUGAACAAUUUCAUAAAUUAAAUAAUACCGGUCAAUUAUUGGCUAUAGCUUUUCGUCUUGGAGUUUUAAUUACUACGGUGUUUCCUAUUUUGGAUUAUUAUGUUUUAAGAAGUAUAUCUGGUGUGAGAUUGACAAUAGACAAUGAUAGUGGCGAUGGUAACGAUGGCAUUAUUGAUAAUGGUAAUGGUCUUGAGAAUAGCCAUCUAGUUAAUGGGUUUAAUGGUUUGAUUGGUAAUGAGAUUAGUUCGUCUCAUGUGAAUGGUCAUUUAAAUUAUCAUGAUGAGAUGGAUGAAUCAACCUAUAGUUUACAAAGUAAUGAUUAUUAUUACGGGACUGCUGAGGGAAGUCAAUUAAUAACAAAUGGACAUCAUGACAACAAUUUUGAUAAUUAUUAUUAUGAUGAUGACAAUGAAGAUAAUAACAUAGUAAUAAAAGAAGUAGAAGACAAUUAA
Entrophospora sp. SA101 is the source of this 2757-nucleotide messenger RNA. NCBI's taxonomy places the organism in Eukaryota, Fungi, Glomeromycota, Glomeromycetes, Entrophosporales, Entrophosporaceae. The record is from the annotation of a GenBank genome assembly.